Bipolaris sorokiniana ND90Pr is the source of this 1122-nucleotide messenger RNA. RefSeq lists its product as uncharacterized. The transcript is spliced from 4 exons. The record is from RefSeq and is a predicted model, not a curated record. Lineage: Eukaryota; Fungi; Ascomycota; Dothideomycetes; Pleosporales; Pleosporaceae. Gene Ontology annotation, molecular function: NAD binding. The coding region runs from base 1 to 1122 and encodes 373 amino acids.
AUGGGAGGCGGACCAGACAUCCCCGUCCGUGACAGCGCGUCAAAAGAAAAGGAACUGGUGCUCUGUACAUUGCCAUGGCCUGAGGAGCAAGCUUCAGCCGGCAUUCAAGCAUUGAAAGAAGCGUUUGGUAAUGUGGAGGUCAAGUAUUAUCAUACCAAGUAUGCGAAUGGAAAGAUGGAACCGGUGGAUGUGCCUGAAGAAAUUCUCCGGCGCGCAAGCUACCUAGUAACCCUCUUCUGGCUCCCACCCGACGCCUCGUCCAUCCCCUCCGUCAAGCUCAUCCAAUUCGUCUCAGCCGGUACAAACCACGUUGCCAACCACCCCAUCUACACGGACUCGAAGAUCCCGCUAUGCUCGGCCAACGGCGUUCACGGCCCGCAAAUCGCAGAGUGGGUCAUCAUGAUGGAUCUGGUGCACAGCCAUAGCUUCACAAAGUUGUACGAUAACCAAAAGAAGAAGGUUUGGGAUCAGAGGCUAGGCAUGAAUGUUAGCGAUCGUGUGGGUAAGAGAGUUGGAAUCUUGGGUUACGGGAGCAUUGGUCGACAAGUCGCCCGCGUAGCAAAAGCAAUGGGCAUGGAUGUAAUAGCGUACACGGCAUCUCCGCGCAAAACCCCAGAAUCCAAACAUGACAAUGGGUACAUUGUGCCUGGCACUGGCGAUCCGGAUGGCAGUAUCCCCAGUGCAUGGUUCAGCGGGACGGAGAAAGUACACAUUCACGAGUUUUUGAAGCAGGAUAUUGAUUUACUAGUCAUAGCUGUGCCGUUGACCAAAGACACCACACACCUUUUCUCAACGCCGGAAUUUGAACUCUUGCACAAAUCUAAUCCCAAGGGGACCUACGUCGUCAAUAUUGCACGCGGCCAGAUCAUCGACCAAAAAGCUCUUAUUACCGCUCUGGAAACUGAGCAAAUCAAGGGCGCUGCGGUAGAUGUGACGGAUCCUGAGCCGUUACCCGAGGACGACCCACUCUGGGAUGCGCCCAAUGUACUCAUUACGCCGCACUGCAGCGGAGCAUCGGAUAUGUAUGUCGACCGUGCGUUCCAGUUGCUGAUUGAGAACAUCAAGCAUGAGAGAAGUGGUGGUCAAUUGAUCAAUGAAGUCAAUCGGAAGAGGGGGUAUUGA